GAUUUUGAUGAAUGUGGAGGAAACAAUAACCACUGUCAUCAGAACGCCAUCUGCACAAACACUAUUGGCUCCUAUAGCUGCCGGUGCUCCGUAGGAUAUACUGGUGAUGGCUUGCUUUGCAGAGGUACUAUGUUCGAAGCCCCAAGUUGUAGUUUUUCGUUUAAUUCAUGAAGCAUAAUUAUCAAAGGAAACUCAUCCAAUAGUAAACAGACAUCUCUUGUGAGUAUAAGGCUAGCAAGAAUACGGUACAAUAAGCAUGCUUUCACCGUUAAAUUGCGCGAACAUUUAUGUUUCAAAUAACUCUUUCAGAGAUACUGAGCAGCGUAUAAUAGUAGUAUAAUAAGGGUUUGAAUAUAGGCUGGAAUAAAUUAGGAGGAAAGUCUUCUCAGCAUUUUUUUUUCCAAUUUCAGAGAUGAUAAAAUUUGCUCAUUAUUUCCUAAUCUCUAUGAAUAACAGCAAUAAAGUUGCUUAACUAUCCUUAUUUUAUAGUUCAUAGGUAUACAGACCAUACUAUAACUUUAAAUACAGCCCAAAAAGAGAACUAAAGUUCAUAGAAUAAGAACAUGUACGUACGGUUGUUGUAUUUCCCUGCAAUUUCAAAAUCUAAGCUCUUGUAGACUGGGUAGCUUAUCGCUCUGGUUUCAACGUUCUCGACAAACCCGAGUGGGGUCGCUUGUUACACCGGCUAAAGCUUUCGGGGAUUCAUUAUGUGAGGCUUUUUUUUGUAUACUGAUGGGGCCACCAUUCCAGAAGCUUCAAAAUCCGACGGAACUUUCUAAAGAGAAAUUUUCCUUGCUUCAGAUGUCGACGAAUGCUCUUCAGGUCACCAGUGUGACAGCAGUGCGACAUGUUGCAAUGCAGAUGGAUCCUACACGUGCACAUGUAACAGCGGCUUCACGGGGGAUGGACGAACCUGUCGAGGUACGAGCCUUUUUUGAAUAAAUACUGAAUACUGUAAACGACAGCUCUCUAAAGCUUUUCGAUAAAUUAGGUUGGCUUAAAUAGGUGACAUCAUACGUAUAAGGAAACUUCUCAAACACAAAGUGGGUCAAGAUCAUCGUCCUGAUUAUUUCACGUCCUUUUUGAAACAUGUCCGUUCUUCACAUGCUCAUAGUACUAGAUCCGCCGCCAAUAAUAACGUUCUGCCACCUCUCUGUUAAAGAAAAUCAGGACUUAGCGUAGGAAGUUCGCAACUGCUUGUCGUUUAUAGAAUGAGUUAGGUCACUCAUAUAUAGAGACAUAGUUUCCUUCGAAAUGUUCAGAAAAAACACUACAGGAUAAGUUUACCAAUUAAGAUAAAGCCUUAUAAGCACAUUUUAAGGUUUUCAGAUCCUUUCAGACAUUUAUGGAAGUUGUAGAAUUUUUCAUUUUUAUUUUAAAUUUUUUUAUAACUAAUACCUGUUGCGUGGAGGUCCAUUUAUAAAAAGUGACCGGUAAACGGUUAUGUUCCACCCUCGUUGUUCUUCUUGUUCUUCUCAUUCUUGUUCUUCCUCUUCUUCUACUGAUGUCGUUUAAGAAGAAAUAAAAAGCAAACUGCGGUGAUAAACAUAAGGAAAUAUAAACGGAAGAAGAAAGACUUUAACUUGACUCUUCAUAUGUUCCAAACAUACAUUUUCAGCAGCGGCCCGCACCCCCUCCUUAUUUUUAGGCUAAACGGAAGCCCGAAGGGUUGAGUAAAAUCAUUUUCCAGGCCGAGCACUCUACUUACUUGCAGAUCUGAAUUCACCACUGCUUACAUGCACAGAAUUGGAAGCCAUCUCUUCUUAAUGGUCUACUACUGUUCUUGUUAGGUCUUGAAAAGUUCACUCCUAUGACUAUGACAUUCGUUGACAAAAAAAAAGGUCCAGCUUGAAAUAAAUAAAAGUCUUCUUAUCUUCCAGAUGUUGAUGAAUGCUCGCUCAACACCCAUGACUGUCACUCCAAUGCAAUCUGCACUAACACUGAGGGGUCAUUUACUUGCAAGUGCGACGUGAAUGCGCAUUACAUUGGUGACGGGAAAACAUGCACUCCUCAUCGUAAGCGGAAUUAUAUGUUUUACUUCAUUUUGUUCUCUUCGUUUUACCACUACUCUGACAAUUGUUAACUUCUAUUUUGCGGGGAAAGGUAUCCACCAAUAUUUAUGUCGCCAGAGAGCAACCCCUCGCCUGCUUGUCGAUCAUCUUGAUUAUGCUCUUGUCCAAGAAUAUACUAUUAAUGAAAUUUCAAAUGUACCGAAAGCGACAUUUGCUCGUUUAUUAUUUCGAUUGCUUCUGACUAUCUUGGGUACUUUAAUUUUGAGUGUAUUUUAGGCUAACCCCGCCGAUAUUUUUAAUUAGUCAAGUGGUUUUUUUAGGUAUAGCAACUGUUGGAGUCAUUGUCAGUUUCCGAAAUAUAGCAUCUUUAAAAAGGAUGAAUUUCUGAUUUACUUUCUUUUUACCAGGUGGUCUCGAUGACUCCGUUAUUUUAGCGAAUGAUGCCAGCAAGAUAUCGCAGUUAAAUACCUGGCUUCUUCCCCACUUGCAAAGUCAAGACCGAAGUUAUUGGAAACUGUGUUAUAGGGCCUCUAAUCAUGGCUGGAGGUCAAAGACCUUUCACAGAAAUUGCGAUAAUAAAGGACCCACUAUAACAAUUGUUAGGGUCGGAAGCUACAUUUUUGGAGGCUACAACGACAAUUCAUGGCAGUGUAAGUUUGUGAAAUAGCUAAAAUAAGUAGAAGGUAUCGACUAGUUGAACUGAAUUAAAACCGGGGGUUAUUAACUCCAAAUGUAAAAGGAAGGAGAGAUGGAGCCUUUACAAUUUUCGCCAGUAGUUCAAAUGAAUUCUAGUCUUAAGAAGAUUGUCAUUAAUCACUUGCAAUACUGCUCGUUGAAGAUUGUGUGGUAGAAUUUUAAUCAAAUACUUGCAACCUGCAUGACAAUCUUAUCCGAAGUCACUACAUUGUUGAAGUAUAAACUGCACUCUGAACAUACAAACAGUAGUUUUGAUUGGCACAAUCUGGCACAUUUUCCAUGCAUUAUCAGUCAUGACAACCGUUUUUAGCCACUGGCCUUUCCUUGAACAACGGCUUGUCCGUGCGUUUUCUUGUACGAUCGGGAAUUAGACGUAUCCAGAUCUAGAAAGAUAAAUGCUUGUUCCUCUUGAAACACUCCAAACAUGCCACCAAGAAAACUGUGUUGAGCCCAGGCUCUGGCUGCUUUAAAUAUAAUAUAUUUUAAUUAUUUGUUUAUUUGUUUUUUUUUUUUAACGAGCGCGUUAGAGGUGGGGUAUGGGGCUUAGUUGAGAAGUUCGGGCUUAGUGCUACUGUACUGCACCUGGUUCUGUCAGGUCUUUUUCUUGAAAUCUUAUAGAGGGGUGGACCGCAGUUUGUUUUAAAUUUUCUAAUGGAAAAGCCCUGGGGACGAAGUUGGUGGCAACUUAUCAUGCUCCAGUUCAUGAGGAUCUGAGCGUGAUUUAUGUGGUAUUUCACACAUUAUAUACUACUUUACUGCUCUCAGUAUUUACUAUCCCUCCACCGUUUCCUAAAAAUAGACCACUUUACAGUUGUGGGCUUAAAACCCUAGACUUCAAGUGAGUGCAAGGCUGAGGUUGAUCAUGAUAGAUAGAUAGUUAGAUAGAUGGUUUAAUUACCAAUUCUUUGCAGCUCGAAGGCUGAAUUGCGUAUUUACAAUUGAUAAAAUAUGCAAAUAAAACUAAGUACAGUAAAUACAAAAGUAUGAAAAAUGAGAUAAAAAGUCUAAAAAUCUACUUAUAUAUGUAUUAUCAACACAAGAUCUAAUAAUACAACUAUUCCUAAAACUAAUUAUCUUGCAUUUAGGGACUUGUCAGAAAUUAGCAGGAGGGGAGGGGAGGUGGAAAACAGGGGAGGGUCGCAGUUUUUUGAGCCCUUCAAAAGGGAGGGUUAUGAGAAUUCUGACUAAUGGGAGGGUCAUAGAAUUUUAGGACGCUUUCCAGGGGAGGUUCGGGACAUUUGAAUCCCUUACCUAGAAAGGGUCAUUUCAUUUUCAUCGACGAACUGAAAAUCUCCACCUUCCCUCCCCCCUGCUAUUUUCUGACAAGUCUCUUAGGUAAAAUGAUGCUGUUAUUGCACCUCAGAGCAUAACCAUCUUUUAAAACAAACCUCCUUUGUUUUCUUAUGGAAAUUAUGCUUGAAAAAUACUAGUUCGAAUAAGAAAUACACGAUUUACAUAUUAAGAAAGCAGAAAUGGUUCUAUCAAAGCAAGGUCCACUCCAGCCUCGUUUCCAUCCAUAACUGUAAAAUGGUCUAUUGAAUUCGACUGAGCAACAAUGGAUCUCUAAUUGUUUGUGUUCUGUUUUUUUGUCUCUUCAGGGUCUGCUGGUUAUCAAUAUUCGACAAAUACCUUCUUAUACUCACUGAAAAACUACGGAGCUUAUGGAUAUUUUAAAAAGGACAUAACCCACGACUAUCAUACGGCCACGUACAGCUACUAUAGCUAUUUUCCAACUUUUGGGCACCAUGAUAUCUACAUUGCAGACAAUGCAGCAUACAAUACUAAUUCUUACAUUUCUGUUUGUCAGGCGUACCGUGGUUCCUAUUGUGACAAUUCUCUCUGGGUUGGAACACGAUAUGGAAAUAAUUUUUGUCCAGAUGAGCUAGAGGUUUAUUACGAAGUCCUUACUUGAAACUGGGCAAGCCACAUUACAAAAGGAAAGCAAAAAAAAAAACAAAAUAACAACAACACCAGCCACAUCAAAAACAUCAACAAGCCAACAAAAAUAAGUAGCAGCAAAAAAUGAAUAAAUAAAUAAAUCAGCUCUCCGUCUUUGACUAUUCUUUGCUCAGUCAAAAAGAGAGCUAAUUAUAACAUCUUUUUCAUGAUAUUUUUAAAUUAACGCAACUCAUGAAAAAAAAGAUGAUUAGCAUCUAACUUGUGGAAAUUCGUUAUAUUUGGAACUUUCGAGUUAUCAAAAGCAGAAGUUUCAGCAACAAAAUGAGGUGUUAAAGCGCCAACAGCGGUUAGCCAUAGCGCGACUAGUUUUGUCCCUAUGAUGGACCAGAAGGGCUUUUUUGUUGGUAGCUUAGUUCCAUGGUACGAAUUUGCUAUAAGUAAGUGUUUUCUGUUGUUAGGACUUACCCCCGUAGGUAUUCUUAGGAAUCUCGAAGGCCACUUGUAUAGCAGUAGCGAGUAGAGCCUCUUUAUUGUUCUGGCGUUCCUUUAUUUUACGACUCUCCUUAAAGACCGAUUUAACUGCAACGGGUUUUAACAAAUAACGGUAGUUUAACUGAAUUUGUCAGUAAUUUUUUUUAGCUCUACAGAAAAUUCAAAUCUGACCGAUUCGUGUAGGUAUUGCAUUGUUUUCUAUUGUAUGCUGUUUGAUGCCACCCUCGUACUUCACAUAUGAAUAAUAGGGUGUCUGGGAAGGAUGUUUGUCCCAGCCCCAUCUUCAACUUCCCUUAGCAAUUUUUUGUGCGAAUUCAAACUAUUAAAAUAUUCGAUAAAUUCAUGGAAACAAUAGUGAUCGUCCUCAGAUUCCAACGCGUCUGAAGCGAUUUUGUUUUGAACCGAUCAAACGGAGAAACAUUAUUCGCGUCAAUGGAAACCCUUCCGAAACAAUUAAACUCAGAUAAGCACAGGCAGAUAGUUCAUUUUUUCUUUAUUAAAAUAGUAUCAGUAACCUAUAAACUAAAGCUCAUAGAUAGAAAUAAAGAGUUUGAGUUGCCUGUUCAAUAUCCUUAUUUUCUCUACUGAAAACAUAUCAGUAUUUUUCUUACUGAGCACAGAUCAGUAUGACACUCCCUACUCUCAAAGAUAUAAUUCCUUUUGUUUGCAAGCUUGGACAUUUUAUUCUUCUACAAGAUUGAAGCUAUUUAGUCAUACUGUUUUAUGUUAUCAUUGUUUUCGUUUUUGUUUUUUUUUUUGUUUUGUUAAGUAUAACCAGAUGUAAUGGGCAAUGUCACUCAUUCUUAAUUUAAAUGACCAUAAACUGAAUUGAAUUGUCUUACCGGAGUGAAAGAGUCUUCAUUGGCACGGAAAGGCAACAAUCGGCGACAAAAUGUGUUGAGACACUUCGCCCAAAACUGGGCUUUUUUGCGUUUUACUAACUUCAAAAGGAGGAAAUAUAGCAUUCCUCCCCCAUCCCCUCCGUGCAAUGUUGUGCCCUUGUUCUAGCUACCUAUAGAAAACAACACACACCCCAACUUUGAAUGGAGGGGACAGGGGAGGGGUGCGGAUUCUUUUGUUCUCCGAAGUUACCCUAUUUGAGUACAAUGUCUCAACAAUUUUGUCGCCGAUUGAAGAUGCAAAUCCACAUUGUGGCAAACUAGAAUGUUGUUUUGACUAGCUAAAUCUACGCACUGGAUUUAAGUCGUUUCCAAGCACAUGUGGUUUUAAACUGUUUUCACUGGUUAUCCAGACUCAUCCACCUGAACAAUAUAGUGCGUGUUAAUCGGCUAAUAAGUACUUAUCAGUUAUUACUAAAGCUAGUCAUAACCACGGGCUAUGGAACGAGGGCGAGUUAUAGCUAGCAGAUCGAAGGUCAAAAAGCUCUUACAUUUUAAGUAGAUACAAAAUAUUAUCAUGAUAUAAACACUUAAAAUGCAAGAGGAAUUCUUUUUGGUAAAGAGGUGUUUUUUUUUCAGUACUUUUGGCUAGAUCUCCCUUAUUCCUAGCACUCUAGAAUAGAACCCGCAGUGAGAUUUCUGUCCAACCUUGCGUGUUCUUAAUUUGUUUAUAAUUAACUAUAAUACGUUGCUGCGUUAUUACUUCGUUUCCCAUAACCUGAAUAUUGUUCGCAUAUAUGUUUACACUGUAUGUUUGCCAUUCCUGGAACUGAGAAGCUCAUCGAUUUGAAGCAAGGAGAUCUCCGGUUAGCCACUAGACUAAGAACAAUCUCCCUAUUUAAACCGGCGAGCGACGAAAGAGAGAACCAGGAGGGUUAAAGGGAGAUCACGAUCGAUACAAAGCAGGGAAGCCACAUAGUUAAAGGCAGAAGAAUGAGCUAGAGAAAGCCCGUGAAAGGCAGCGAACUCGGAUGGGUCAGCAAAGCCACAAGGACUUGAAGACCAAGAGAGCGGUGUGCGACAAACGCAGACUGCAGACUUGCAGACCUGCAGACCUGCAGACUUGCAGACUAGCAGACUUGCAGACUCAAAGAUUUGCAGACCUACAUUUUUUGUGACAGGGCUUUGCUCUGUUUACUGUUGGCGAAUCGCAAAGUAUGUCUGAGGCAAACAACAGCGCUAGCGGGCUGCAAGCACAACAGUGCCCGAUUCGACAGGUGACUGGAAAUCCUUGCCGUGGAAGACUUAACAUCGGAAGAACGGUGACCUAAACUUCAGCGAGAGCAGCGAAGAAGAAGACGGGUGGGAUCAUCGAGCGGCUUUAUAGCGGAAGGACAUCUGUGAGCAGGGAAUAAGUCAGCACAGAAUUUGAUUGUCGGCAAAUUUCUGUAAUCAUCCAUCGUUUGCUAGUGAUAAGCUAGCCGUUGUUCACUCGUCUUGCUUGUUUGGGGCCGAGUCUUAUUCCGGUCAAAGAGAGAGAAAGAGUGUCUGGCAAGGUUUGCAAUCAAAGAUUUGUGAACUCGUGUCUGGCAAACUCUCCAAGUGUUUAUAUACAAACGGUUGUACGCACCUUAUAACUUCAUCUGCGCUUAACGAGUGUCUUUUGGUCCAUAACUUUCACUGAAACAACUGCUCCACAGAAUGUCACUGAUAACACGUAACGCAAAAGAGUAUCGAAGUAUGACUGCACAAUAAAUGUCACAAAAUCUACCUAAGCGGUCCCUUCGGAAUUUUCUGUCUUCAUCACGUCAUCAUUACCUACCGAUUCCUUGCGGCCCCUGUUCAAGCAAAUCAAGAUUUUUUCUGGCAUACUGACUGUAUAUUUCAACUGUAAGUACUUUCCUUAAUAUACGCGCGAGUUACUAGAGUGCCUCCUCGGGAUUUCGGCCCCUGGACGAGAUCCCUGCGGGGGCAAUUAUCCCCCCCCCGCUGUGAGUUCCGAACGUGUCUGCAAGUCUGCAAGUCUACAGGUCUACGAGUCUGCAGGUCUGCGGUCUGCAAGUCUGCAGUCUGCGUUUGUCGCACACCGCCAAGAGAGGCACUAACGAUAAUUGGACCACUUUCAAAACAUAGCCAGAAAUUCUAGACAGUCAGCGGCUUUAUCCGCGGGCACGCAAAUUUCGGUUUUCAAUGUGGCGGACGGAAGAAGUGAAAGGCUCCUGACCAUAUCUUGAAUUCCCUGAGUACCUCAGACUUGAUGAGAAUAUGAGAAUAAUAACAUAUGCUAACGAUGUCUCUACUGAGCAAAUUCUCUAAGGUCGAAAAUUAUUUUAUGGGGCAAUGUGCACGGGCGGACGGAGAAUUUUACGAUAGAGGGGGCCUAGAGACGUAGUAUACAGUGGCAGUAUUGGGGCGAUGGCGCCCAUCAGCACUGCGUACCGCGCACUUUUUUAUGGAGUUUCGGGCGCAUGCUCCUCCGGGAAAAUUUUUGAGAUUGAAGCUGUCUGAGAUGCAAUCUAGUGCCUUCUGAACGCUUAAAUUAAGCUAAUGCCCGGAUUCCAUAUUGAACAACUAAUGCUGAAAUAUUUAAUAAAUCACAGGUUUGGUUGUGGUCAAGGAAGUAAUUAACACUUUAUGAUGCUAGCAGGGGCCGAAGCGAUUGCGGCAAGAGGACAAUUUCCCGGCAAAAGCGGCAACAUUGUCUCCCUAAAAACUUGUCAAAUCCAGUUUGUUUGACACGGAUAUUUACUGCAUGCAUUCUGGGAGCUUUGGUCAUUUUGUGACUCAAAAUGAAGGCUUAGAACACAGAUUCUAGGAAGAUUUAUAAAAAAAAUCAACAAAAGAAAUUUCCUUUAAUGCAUCCCUCGUCUUUUUUACGGAAUAAAUGCGACGUCUGUAACAUCUUUCAGUUUGUCGGUUUGAAGCUAGUUUAUAAGGGCGGUUGAUUCGAACAACGUUCGAUAAAUUUUCUUAUUGUUCAUUCAAAACAUUUCCCAGUUUCUGAUUGGUUAAAACCACACGCGUAAUUCACCAUAACCAGCUACUGUUGACCAAAUUUGGCAAGAAUUUUGUCUUAUUGAACCGAUGAUGUCAAAUGACAUCAAAAGUGCAGCCUGGUUGCAGGUUAUUGAACCGUUAACCGAGAAAAGCUGGGGAUGAGGUUCAGUCGUUUUGGUAGUGAGAACAAAAUGGCUGAACAGUCGGCGGAACAUUUUACUCGUUUCACGGCUAAGUAUUGUCUAUAAACAUGGCAAGAACAACAUGAAGACGGACAACAUCUGCUAUUUGGAGUAUAUUUGCAGACCUGAACAGACCUUUAUCUCCUAAACUUCCCGAUAAAGAUGCAUUGUCGAUAUGAACUUACAUCGACCAAGGUUAGCAUGUUUUAGCUUGUUUUUAAACUUGGAAUUAUUUUGGCAUGAAGGAAUGAUAAAACAAUUAUUGAAUUCGGCUUUCGUAGGAUGAAGAAUUCUGCAUCAGAUCUCGGAGGGUGUUAUCCACACCGGCCUCCGGCCUCGGUGGAUAGCACCCUCCUCGAUCUGCAGAAUUAAUUCUUCAUAUCCUACAAAAGCCGAAUUCAAUAAAUGCUAAUUGUUAACAAUGUUUAUUAAAGCAAAUUAAUAUGUACUUAAGUAACCAAUUCGAAAUACCAUCCAACACGUGCUUAGAAACGAAAAAAAAGUCCCGGACAAAAGAGGCGGCCGGGCCCCACAUAGUUUCCUUCGCAAUGUUCAGAAAAAACACUACAGGAUAAGUUUACCAAUUAAGAUAAAGCCUUAUAAGCACAUUUUAAGGUUUUCAGAUCCUUUCAGACAUUUAUGGAAGUUGUAGAAUUUUUCAUUUUUAUUUUAAAUUUUUUUAUAACUAAUACCUGUUGCNAAUGUUCAGAAAAAACACUACAGGAUAAGUUUACCAAUUAAGAUAAAGCCUUAUAAGCACAUUUUAAGGUUUUCAGAUCCUUUCAGACAUUUAUGGAAGUUGUAGAAUUUUUCAUUUUUAUUUUAAAUUUUUUUAUAACUAAUACCUGUUGCGUGGAGGUCCAUUUAUAAAAAGUGACCGGUAAACGGUUAUGUUCCACCCUCGUUGUUCUUCUUGUUCUUCUCAUUCUUGUUCUUCCUCUUCUUCUACUGAUGUCGUUUAAGAAGAAAUAAAAAGCAAACUGCGGUGAUAAACAUAAGGAAAUAUAAACGGAAGAAGAAAGACUUUAACUUGACUCUUCAUAUGUUCCAAACAUACAUUUUCAGCAGCGGCCCGCACCCCCUCCUUAUUUUUAGGCUAAACGGAAGCCCGAAGGGUUGAGUAAAAUCAUUUUCCAGGCCGAGCACUCUACUUACUUGCAGAUCUGAAUUCACCACUGCUUACAUGCACAGAAUUGGAAGCCAUCUCUUCUUAAUGGUCUACUACUGUUCUUGUUAGGUCUUGAAAAGUUCACUCCUAUGACUAUGACAUUCGUUGACAAAAAAAAAGGUCCAGCUUGAAAUAAAUAAAAGUCUUCUUAUCUUCCAGAUGUUGAUGAAUGCUCGCUCAACACCCAUGACUGUCACUCCAAUGCAAUCUGCACUAACACUGAAGGGUCAUUUACUUGCAAGUGCGACGUGAAUGCGCAUUACAUUGGUGACGGGAAAACAUGCACU
This is a messenger RNA of Porites evermanni, 10572 nucleotides long. The record is from the annotation of a GenBank genome assembly. NCBI's taxonomy places the organism in Eukaryota, Metazoa, Cnidaria, Anthozoa, Scleractinia, Poritidae.